AUCCACCAGACAAUGAAUAUUACCAGAAAUACACACGAAAUACAUAUAUGUAUUUUAUAUAUCACCUAGUCCUCUUAUUCUUCAAAUCAAGAUGGCUCUGAUAACACCACAAUCCAAUGCCAAACCCUUCUCAUUCUCAUCGCAUUCCACAGUCCCUCGCCGUAGUUUACCCUCCACACACCAUAACAACAAUGUAACAAAUAAUAGUAUUGGUAAUAGUAGAUUGUACUGUGACUUCAAAGGUUUUGGCCGUUUGAACAGAACAAAAAUUUACAGUACAAGAUCAGAUGAGUCGAGUUGUGGAAGAAUUAUUCUCUCUGAUGUGGUUGUGAAGAGAAAGAGGAACGUGUUUUGGGGUCGGAAAUGGACUUCGCUGGAUGCGGGUAUAGCUGGGGUGGUUGUGGUGAUGCAUUUACUGUGUGUUUUUGCACCAUUUGUGUUCAAUUGGGGAGCUUUUUGGGUGGCUGUGGGGUUGUAUGCAGUGACUGGGCUUCUGGGUAUUACUCUGUCUUUUCAUAGGAAUCUUUCUCACAGGAGUUUCAAGCUUCCCAUAUGGCUUGAGUACCUGUUUGCAUAUUGUGGUGUUCAGGCACUUCAGGGGAAUCCAAUAGAUUGGGUGAGUACACAUAGGUACCACCAUCAAUUCUGUGAUUCUGAGAAAGACCCACAUAGCCCAAUUGAAGGAUUUUGGUAUAGUCACACGAGUUGGCUCUUUGAUAAAAGCUCUGUGGUUGAAAGGUGUGGAGAGCCCAAUAAUGUUGGGGACUUAGAGAAGCAGCCUUUCUAUAGAUUUCUUCAAAGCACCUACAUUAUACAUCCAAUUCUGUUUGGAGCUGUGUUAUAUUCAUUGGGAGGAUUUCCCUUCAUCGUGUGGGGAAUGGGAGUGAGAAUUGUAUGGGUGUAUCACAUCACUUGGUUAGUGAAUUCAGCUUGCCAUGUCUGGGGAAGACAGGCAUGGAACACUGGCGAUCUAUCUCGGAACAAUUGGUGGGUGGCAGUGCUUGCAUUUGGAGAGGGUUGGCAUAACAAUCACCAUGCUUUUGAAUACUCUGCUAGACAUGGACUCGAAUGGUGGCAACUUGACAUGACUUGGUAUGUGGUGAGGUUGCUUCAAGCUAUUGGAUUGGCCACUGAUGUCAAGGUUCCAACACAGAGUCAGAAGCAAAGGAUGUCUCUCAACAAUGGAGGCAUUGCCUUUUAGAUUUUCUUUGUUUUUGAUGGCAUAUUAGCCUAGGCUCUGUUUUUUCUGUACUGUUAAAGACUCUUAAAAACUUGAUUGAAUAUGGCGAGCGACUCUUUACUCUUGCUGAAGCUAUAAUUAAUGCAUAAAUGAUACAAAUUUUAUC
Messenger RNA from Cornus florida, 1346 nucleotides. RefSeq names its product palmitoyl-monogalactosyldiacylglycerol delta-7 desaturase, chloroplastic. Gene Ontology annotation, biological process: lipid metabolic process. The transcript is spliced from 5 exons. Lineage: Eukaryota; Viridiplantae; Streptophyta; Magnoliopsida; Cornales; Cornaceae. Gene Ontology annotation, cellular component: endoplasmic reticulum membrane. The coding region runs from base 92 to 1201 and encodes 369 amino acids. The record is from RefSeq and is a predicted model, not a curated record. Gene Ontology annotation, molecular function: oxidoreductase activity, acting on paired donors, with oxidation of a pair of donors resulting in the reduction of molecular oxygen to two molecules of water.